AGUUGAACUUAGUCAAAUAGAUUAUCAAAUAAAACGGCAGCUUAUAUUCUUCUAGCACAAUACAUUAACAAUAUAAUAUAGACAAAAACAAGCUAGGUAAACAUGGGUAAUUUCUUUGCAUCUAAUCAUAACAGGAAACCUGUGUUGCCAGAACGUGUGUUGCCGGAACAUGUGUUGCCCGAACUAACUGGACCAUAUCCUUCAGUCAUUAAAACAGAAUUAGUUACAGAGGUUAACUCUGAUGUCACAGAUGAAGUAAAACGCUUAGGAGACUUUGUACAUUUAACAUCUAAGGCAGCUGAUGUAAGGAAUAGAUAUACACCAGCUAAACUCAGUAAACAUACAUCAUUCAUUGAAAACAAUAUGCAAACUCUAGUAGGAAAGGUUGGUGAAUAUGACUCAAUGUUAAGUUCCAAGGAGCUUCUCAGACGUGGUAGCUCAUAUAGUGGAACUAAAGUUAUGAGGCCAGAUGAAUACGAUUACAUGCCAAUCCUGGCAAACUUUAACACUAACACAGUGGAGGUGGAGGAUGUGGCAGAUACAUGUUAUGAUUGGUAUAGAGACAAGGGAUAUGGUUACAUUAAAGUGAAACCUGGAGCUCUAUCAAUUCGACACAAUAUGAAAAACACUAGAUAUAAUCGAUUUAAGAAGUAUUUAUGUAGUGUAAAACUUUUUUCUGAACUGAGAAAACUAAUUAUAAAGUCCCUACAACACAUGGAUACAUUGACAUUUAUAGGAGUAAGAGAUCACGAGAACACUAAUGCUCAAUACAAGAGAGGAGAGAUAAGUAUCCACAGGGGCAUGCAUGGUACCAGCUUCUGGCUGAGGGUUGGUGGGCCCCUGUGUACUACUGAUAUAGACCUCUGUUUCUCUAUAGAGGGGAACCCAACUGAGCAACUGGGGCCCUGUCUAAUGGUAAAUGGUGAAACUGAUAAAGACAAGUGUGAGUGUGGCUAUUCCUACUCACAACACUGGAUGAAAUCUGUCAUAAACCCCCCUGUUAACACAAAAUAUGUUUUGUCUGAAUCUCACAUGGAACUAUUCCUAACUCUUAAGUACAUCACUCAUCUUGCUUCAGAAAUGUCACAUGAGACAGAUCCUGAAACACUCUCCAGCUAUACUGUAAAGAUGGUGUUGUUAACACAUCAGCAGACCUGUAAGGCAGUAAAUGUGGGAGAAUGCUUUAUGGAUAUUGUCAGAAGGAUCCGGAAUGAUAAAGAUAUUAACAAUCUACACAUAUACUCACCAAAAUACACACAUGAUGUAUUCUUUCCUGAGAGAGUGCUAUAUCUCCACAAAUCUCACAGUCGUGCAGCAAUUGCAUGGUUCAUGUUCCAAGUGAGCCACACUGAAGAUGAUGGAUGGAUACACAAACUACUUAGAUUGACUCAGGAGCCCCACACACCUAAAUGGUGGGACAAACAACUUAGUAAGAAUGACAGGGAUAGUAGACAGUUGAGAGAUUUAAUGAAGGUAAUCAAAACGUGUGACAGUUGGCAUUAUGAGUCUUCUGGGUAUGAUCAACUCAGAUUAGAAUGGUACCACAGAGAUGGCAGUGUAAAGGCCUCAUUAACCCUGGAGUAUAAAUAAGCAGUUGUACUUAUUGUGAUCAGAGAAUUGAAACAAUAUAACAAUUCACCUAAACAUAGAUGUCACUGUGUUCUUCACAUUUAUCUAACAUCUUACUAUUAAUCCAGCACUGAUCGUAUGAUCACUUCAAAGUGACAGAAU
This is a messenger RNA of Owenia fusiformis, 1731 nucleotides long. The record is from the annotation of a GenBank genome assembly. NCBI's taxonomy places the organism in Eukaryota, Metazoa, Annelida, Polychaeta, Sabellida, Oweniidae.